AAUUCUCAUGCAGGAGUUAUUGAUGAUACAUUUAGGAGGCCAUGGACAAGAGCCUCAGCUGUUUCAGUUCAGGAAAUGACAGAUAUCUCAGUCCUGGAUCAAUGGAAAGCAAGUCUCUUUGUGGAGGAUUUCCUUGAGAAAAAAACAGUUACAGGAACUGUGACCCAGAUUAAUUGUGAAUUUGAGGAAAUUGUUCCAAGUUCAAAUCCAAACUCCCAAACUGAAGUAGAGGAAGCCGGCUUAUACACCCACAAUGACUACAGUGAAGUCUUUACACCUGUCAACUGUUUAGGAAAAUGUCCAGCACUUCAAACACAAAACCAAGAUUUGUCUAUUGAUGAGGAAGAAAUAAUUUUUGUAGAUAAUUCGAUGGCCUAUAAAAGUCAGCUACCAACUUUGCAAACUCUCUUGAGUAAACUAAAACCAUUUUUGGUAAAGGACCCCCUUUUAGAUUUCAAAGCUCAGAACUUCACAGAAGCUAAAUUUUUCAGGGAAAGUUACUCUUUUCAAGGAGAUUUGGAAGUUUUUGUGAAAGAUUCUUAUAUGGAUAAAGAGAACUUUUGUCAGGAGAAACUAGAAGAUACAGUAGGUUUACAUGAACCAUCAAUUUGUCCUAUUGAGGAUGAAUUCUUAAUAUCUACAAGUCUCAGACAAGAAAUUGAUAUUCCAUCACUCCCAGAACUGAAGGAGUCAUUAAACUUAAUGCCAGAAAUAAUAAAUUAUGUAGAUGAAAAUGAAAAGCUUUUCAAAAGAGGGUUGUGGUCCCGUUGCCGGUCCCGGUCCGGUGCGGGGGCGACAGAAGAUAUGAAAUGCAGCUCCACAGAGAUUUUGAAUAUUCAGAGCCAAGGUGAACCAGAGUAUAGUGAACCAGGACAGUUAGAAAUGCCACUAACUCAUCUACACCUAACAAGCCAACAUUCUUCAGUGAAUUCAUUAUGUACAGGACUUCAGACAUUUCCACUUUCUCCUUUUUGUAAAAUUAGUUUGCUUACUGCUGUAGAAUCAGCUAAUAAAUACCAUAUGGUGUGGCAAUUAGAAAGCUGCAGAAGUUCUUUGAAUCAAUUGUUGCUUACAGUGCCAAGAAUUCAAGAGCCUGACAGUCAAUAUUCAGUUACAUAUUUGAAAAAGAUAUUUUCUGUUGAAGAGGAAAGGCUUGUGAUUAAUCCUGGAAAGGCAGAGUGGUGGAAACAAGCAGGACUAAACCCGAUAAUGACAGAAACUGUGGAACAUCUGAAUACAUGUUUGUGUUAUGAUGACCUAUCUUCUAAUGACACUAAAAUAGAGAUAUUUUUUCUUACAAAAGUUCUUCAAUUAGAAUCAUGGCUAGAACAUAAAAGUUGUUCCUCAUCUAUUGUACUUAUUAGUGAGAAAUCUGCAAAUGAGCAUUUAUUGCCUUCACAAAAGAGCCCAUCUCUGGUAAAAGAAGUACCAGCUCUGCGUUUUCCUGAUGAAUAUAUCUCUGUGACAAGACCAACAAAAGAAGAAAAACCAAAGAAAGAUCAAGAACUAAUUUAUAGAACAAUCCAAAAGAAAGAAAAUGAAGAUCACUUUGAACUUGACUGCACAGUACCAUCUAUUGAAUCAUCUUCCCCUUCAAGAAUUAAAAAAGCAUUGAUUGAAAGUGGUAAAAAACCUGAGAAUGAGUUGGACCUUUUGAGUGACUUUAUUAUGCUACGAAAUAAACAUAAGAUGUGUACCUCAAAGACUGAAGUCACAGGCACCAGUGAAAAAGAUGAUAAAGAAGAAAGUUCUUUGACUCUUCAAGAAGAAAGUCCUAUUGUUUGUACGAAUAAAACCCUAGAGAAAAUAAAUAAGGAAAGGGGAGCAGAUAAUGUUAUUGAAAUUCAAGCAUCAGAUAGUCAGUGCCAAGCAUACUGUCUCCUAGAAGCAGCAGCCACUCCUAUCUUAAAAAAACUUGCAUGCCUCUGCACUCUCCCUGCUGCUAAUUGGAAAUUUGCCACUGUUAUUUUUGACCAAACAAGGUUCCUCUUAAAGGAACAAGAAAAAGUAAUAACUGAUGCCAUUUACGAAGGUACAAACGAUGAAAGAGAAAUGACAUUCAAGCUUUCUGCUCUCUUACACCUUCUGGUAACGAUUAGAGAUGUGCUUUUAACAUGCAGCUUGGACACAGCUUUGGGAUAUUUGUCAAAUGCAAAAGAGAUCUACAAAAGCAUUUUAGGUUCCUAUCUGGAAGACAUUUGGAGACAGCUGCAGAUUGUACAGUUUAUUAGGGAAAAAAAGCCGGAAACCAACUACAAGAUACAAGAAAUACAAUGUCAGAUACUAAGUUGGAUGCAAAGUCAACAGCAAAUUAAGGUGCUGAUUAUAAUAAGAACGGACUCAGAUGAUGAAAAGCAUUUACUCAUUAAAAUCCUUAACAAAAUGGAAGGUUUAACAUUGACUGUCUUUCAUUCAAAUGAAAGAAAAGACUUUCUGGAACCUAACGGUGUUUCAAAUGGUACAAGUUCCUGUGUAGUCGUACAUUAUCAACAUAUUGGUGCAGAUUUCCCCUGGAGUAAUUUCUCAUUUGUGGUGGAAUACAAUUAUGUAGAAAACUCGUGUUGGACUAAACACUGCGAGAGGUUGAAUAUUCCUUACAUGGCCUUUAAAGUGAUUCUUCCAGACACAGUUUUAAAGAAAAGUACCUUGCUGGAUAGAUUUGGUGGUUUUCUUUUGGACAUUCAGAUUCCAUAUGUGUUUCUUGCAUCUGAAGGACUUCUUAAUACUCCAGAAAUACUUCAGCUGCUAGAAUCCAACUAUAAUAUCACACUAGUGGAAAGAUGCUGUAGUGAGUCAUUGAAACUCUUUGGAAAUACAGAACAUUAUGUAGUUGUGACAGUUGAUGAACAAACUGCCAUAAUUUUGCAGGACCUAGGAGAACUGAAUUGUGAGAAGGCAUCAGAUAAUAUCAUUAUGAGACUGAUGGCAUUAUCAUUCCAGUAUAGCUAUUGUUGGAUAAUUUUAUAUACCAAAGAAACACCAAAUUCAGAGUACCCUCUUACAGAAAAGACACUUCAUCACCUAGCACUGAUUUAUGCAGCUUUGGUUUCAUUUGGUCUAGAAUCUGAAGAACUAGACGUAAAGCUUAUAAUUACCCCAGGAGUAGAAGAGACUGCAUUGAUAAUUCGACAAAUUGCUGACCACAAUUUAAUGACCUCGAAGAGAGAGCCUCCUGAGUGGUUGGAUAAGUCUUGGCUUGAAGUUUCGCCAUCUAAGGAAGAAAUGUACUUACUUGAUUUUCCAUGUGUUAAUCCAUUGGUGGCUCAGCUCAUGUUAAGUAAAGGACCUUCACUGCAUUGGAUAUUGUUAGCAACUCUGGGUCAACUUCAGGAACUCCUACCUGAAGUUCCAGAAAAAGUGUUAAAGCACUUUUGUAGCAUCACUUCCUUAUUCAAGAUUAGCUCUUCUUCUGUAACAAAAUCACCUCAGAUUUCAUCAUCUCAGGAAAAUAAGAGCCAGACUUGUACCUUUACUUCUCAAAGUUCAGCUUCUGGCUCUUCAGACUUUGUUAUUCAAGAACAUAAUGAGUGUUAUCAAUGCUCAGAUUUAGGAGAAACAGUGCAGGAAGACAAAAACACCACUUCAAAUUAUAACUAUCCCCUUCCGGAACUAAGAGAAAUGCCGUAUAUUUUACCAUCUGGGACUUCUUACAAUCAAACCAGCUACUGGAAAGACUCUAGCUGUAAACCUAUAGAGCAGAAUAAUCCUUUUCUAAUUAAUAUAGAAUCAAAGAAAGUGGCUUGCAACUCCUUUCUAAACCAGAAUGAUUCAGAGUCAGAUAUCUUUUCUUUGGGCCUAACACAAACGAAUUGUGAAACCAUAUUAUCACCAACUGAUACUCAGAAGAGAGUUGUCCCUAAUUUUAUAAAGUAUCAGAAAAAGGGAACACACAAAGCAAGAGGAUCCGUAAGUAAUGAAGUAUCUGCCCCAAUCUUUUCGCUAGAGGGCUCUCAAUCUCCUCUUCAUUGGAACUAUCAGGAAAAUGUAUGGGGACAACAGAAUCACUCAUUCGACUUACAAUAUGGUGCAGAGCAGACUACACGUGACGAAUGGUAUUCUCAGAAAGAUAAUUUAUUCAUUAAUCAGCAAAAAUUUCUAUCGGAUGAGUUGGAAGACUUCACGUGUGAAAGUUCAAAUACUGGGACUAAAAAGACUUUCUGGAGAGAAUUACCAUCUGUCUCCAGUUUGGAUUUAUUUUGUGCUUCUGAUUCUAAUGUAAAUCAAAAAGAAUUCAACAGUCUUUAUUUCCACCAGAGAGCUGAAAAAUGUUUAGGACAGAAAAGGCACCCUGAAUCUUCAUCUAACUCAGGAGACAACGAAUCAUUAACAGGUUUCACAUACUUACAAUUACCACAAUCCAAAAAACGACGCCUAGUAUAUGAAAAAGUCCCUGGUAGAGUUGAUGGACAAACUCGGCUGAAGUUUUUUUGA
Molecule: messenger RNA, 4431 nt
Organism: Galeopterus variegatus (Sunda flying lemur)
Lineage: Eukaryota; Metazoa; Chordata; Mammalia; Dermoptera; Cynocephalidae
Gene: SHOC1
Product: chromosome unknown open reading frame, human C9orf84
Exons: 26
Coding region: 76-4431 (1451 amino acids)
Biological process (GO): resolution of meiotic recombination intermediates
Cellular component (GO): condensed nuclear chromosome
Molecular function (GO): ATP hydrolysis activity; single-stranded DNA binding
Source: RefSeq, a predicted model, not a curated record